Molecule: messenger RNA, 504 nt
Organism: Symbiodinium sp. CCMP2592
Lineage: Eukaryota; Dinophyceae; Suessiales; Symbiodiniaceae
Source: the annotation of a GenBank genome assembly
AUGUUGCAAGAGCUCCAAGUGGAGAAUCGAAGGCUACGACAAGAUAUGACUGAAGCAAGACAAGCCUUGGAUUCGGCACGGCAGGCGGAGCAAAAUGCGACGACAGAGGCCGCCGACCUUCAAGAUGACCGAGCAAACCUGCAGCAAUCCCACAGCGUGGCGAUCGAGAGGCUGUCGACUCGGCUGAGUGAGGUCACGAAUGAGCACAAGCAGACCGUUGCAGACUUUCAGCGCAGACUCGACACGUCGGACCGACUCUUCAAGGAUGCCACCAAGGAGAACGGCAGGCUCAGGAACGAGCGGCAGCACGAGUACGAGCUCAGAGAGAAGCUGCGAAACCAGAAGAUCGCGCUCGAGACGGCCAACAAGAGUCUGGCGGAGGAGCUGCAGCGGGUGAAAGAUGAGAGGGAUAGGGAAAAGGCCGAAAAGGCCGAAAAGGCCGAAAAGGCCAAGGACAAGGCCAAGGAAAAGGCCGAAAAGGCCGAAAAGGCCAAGCGAAAGUGA